AUGGGUUUUGCCGGAAGGAAUAAUAUUCUCAUUUUAUGCUUCGUCUUGGUGCUCGCCGUAAUAUCAUCAACAGCUCAAACUUUCACGUGCAGCUCCGGCGGGGCAUGCAAAUCCAUGGUCGGUUACGUGUCGCCCAAUACCACCACACUCGACGGCAUCAAGACCUUCUUCGGAGUGAAGAACCUCCGGUCUAUCCUCGGCGCCAACAACCUCCCACUCUCAACCCUACCCAACACGAAAGUCUUCGCCAGUCAGACAAUCAAAAUCCCCUUCAAUUGUCUCUGCACCAACGGCACCGGAAUCUCCAACGGAUGGCCAAUUUACACAGUGAUCCCCGAUGACGGACUCUUCCACAUCGCCUCCGAGGUGUUCGCCGGAUUGGUGACUGUCAAACAAAUUCAGGCCGUUAAUAAGAUCGAAAAUGCUAAUGUGAUUACAGUCGGCCAGGAGCUGCAGAUCCCACUGCCCUGUAGCUGUGAUGAAGUGGAUGGUGAGAAGGUGGUUCACUACGGACUCGUGGUGGCGGCUGGGAGCACGGUUGAGGGGAUUGCACAGCAAUAUAAUACUACCCAGGACACGCUGUUGAGGCUCAAUAAGCUGGCUAGUCCCAAUGAUCUCAUUGCCGGUGUUGCCCUUGAUGUCCCUCUUAAAGGCGGGGCAUUUUGGAAAUUGUCCAAUUUACCUUAG
Messenger RNA from Ilex paraguariensis (yerba mate), 687 nucleotides. The record is from the annotation of a GenBank genome assembly. Lineage: Eukaryota; Viridiplantae; Streptophyta; Magnoliopsida; Aquifoliales; Aquifoliaceae.